GUACCCCUCCUUAUGGUACCACCCUAGUGUUUAUAUUCACCACUACGUUAUCUUUCGUUAAAUACCACAAUACAUGAAUUACGGUUUUAACAUAUUGACGGCGUACGGGACAAACUUAAAUUUCUUACUUGGCAUUGCGAUUAUACCAGUAAAGGCCAACGGACGUGUCCUGCACAGCGAAUUACCAGCCAUCACCCUCAUCAAAAAAGCACAGAUUAGUGUACAGACAGAACCAGCACUACCGGAGUCUACAUCCACAACCAUCAAACCGUUCAAACGAAAAUACUUGCUAAAAGAGCGUACACAAACACCAUCACCAGGAAAUAUACAUAUCCAUUAUCACCCAACAAACUCAUCACCGAAUUACAUCAAACCAAUUUACAAGACAAAAAUGUUAAGCCGGAAAAUUCUACAUGCUUGGUGCUGGUUCAUUAUGCCUGAAACGAAACAUCAUUUUCCACGUUGUAGUCGUAUAUGUGUAUACAUUAUUUAA
Molecule: messenger RNA, 493 nt
Organism: Ceratitis capitata (Mediterranean fruit fly)
Lineage: Eukaryota; Metazoa; Arthropoda; Insecta; Diptera; Tephritidae
Exons: 3
Coding region: 74-493 (139 amino acids)
Source: RefSeq, a predicted model, not a curated record